This is a messenger RNA of Pleuronectes platessa (European plaice), 1383 nucleotides long. It is a transcript of the gene pax8, whose product is annotated as paired box 8. The transcript is spliced from 11 exons. Bases 1 to 1383 code for a protein of 460 amino acids. The record is from RefSeq and is a predicted model, not a curated record. Gene Ontology annotation, molecular function: DNA-binding transcription factor activity, RNA polymerase II-specific; RNA polymerase II cis-regulatory region sequence-specific DNA binding. Lineage: Eukaryota; Metazoa; Chordata; Actinopteri; Pleuronectiformes; Pleuronectidae. Gene Ontology annotation, biological process: regulation of transcription by RNA polymerase II; anatomical structure development.
AUGUCCAGCCACUCUGGAAGAGGUCAUGGGGGUCUUAACCAACUAGGCGGAAUGUUUGUUAAUGGCCGACCACUUCCGGAGGUGAUCCGGCAACGCAUUGUGGACAUGGCCCACCAGGGGGUUCGGCCCUGUGACAUCUCCAGGCAGCUCCGAGUCAGCCAUGGCUGCGUCAGCAAGAUCCUGGGACGCUACUACGAGACAGGAAGCAUCAAGCCUGGUGUGAUUGGCGGCUCCAAGCCCAAGGUGGCCACCCCGAAAGUUGUGGACAAGAUCGCUGAUUACAAGAGGCAGAACCCCACCAUGUUCGCGUGGGAGAUCAGGGACCGGCUGCUGGCAGAGGGAGUGUGUGACGGCGACACGGUGCCCAGCGUGAGCUCCAUUAACAGAAUAAUACGAACUAAAGUCCAACAGCCGUUCAACCUGCCUCUCGAUGGAAAAGGCCUGAGUCCCGGACAAACCUUAAUCCCCAGUUCAGCGGUCACCCCUCCCGAAUCUCCUCAGUCCGACUCCCUGGGCUCCACCUACUCCAUCAGCGGCCUGCUGGGUAUCCCUCAUCCCAGCGCCGAGGGCAAGAGGAGCCACGAUGACAGUGACCAGGACAGCUGCCGGCACAGCGUGGACUCUCAGGGCAGCGGCGGCGUCCCGAGGAAACAGAUGAGGCUGGAUCACUUCUCAACCGCCUCGCAACAUCUGGACUGCGGGUUCGAUCGUCACCACUACCCGCCGGACUCAUUCGGCUCGGCCUCCGGCAGCAAGGCAGAGCAGACUUUGUACCCGCUGUCCCUGCUCAACGGCAGCCUCGACGAGGCCAAGACCAGCCUCUCGGCAUCCAGCUCCACCAUUGGACGGAAUCUGGCGCAUCAGGGCUACACCAUGGUGACCGAGCCCCUUCAGUCCCUGCCGCUCUGUCUAAAACAGGAAAUGUCCCCCGAGGUGACCAGCACGAGCCCAUCGCCAAACAUGGCGGCCUCCAACCUGGCGUUCCUGGAGCUGCAGGCGCUGCAGAAACCUGUUUCUCUCAGCGGCAGCAACUGCAGCUCCAACCAUUUCCCCAAUGCAUUCAACUCAUUCUCCCAUCAUGCACCAGUGUACGGGCAGUUCAGCAGCCAGUCUGUCAUCUCAGGACGUGACAUGGUGAGCUCCACGCUGCCAGGUUACCCACCUCACAUCCCGUCCCCUGCACAGUCAGGAUACUCCUCCUCUGCCAUCACAGGCAUGGUCGCAGGUGCAGACUACACCGGUCAGUCCUACACCCAUUCCCCCUACACCUCGUACAGUGAGGCCUGGAGGUUCACCAACUCCAGCAUACUGGGUUCCCCCUAUUACUACAGCUCCGCCUCCCGCACAGCCCCACCACCUUCAUCUGCCUACGACCACCUCUAG